AAAAGUAUGCGUUUUGAAUUGUCAAAAAACUACAGUUACAGUGACGAGCGAGUAGCGGGUUCAGUAUCAGUGCCUUAUCGUAAAGCAACACCAAGGUUGUGUGAGGUGGGAACCGGGAGUAGCAGGACUUAAGGCCUGGAUUUGGCAUUUAAAGGGAAGGAGCAUUGUGGCAUCCCUCUCCUCCUCUCAUGUCCCCUCCCUGUGUGUCCUUGGAUGUCAGUGCCCCCUCGUCAUCCCCCCUGUGUCUCCCCCUGUCAGUCCUCUGGGUUCCUCCCCCUCAUGCUUGGGACAGAGGGACUUCACUGUCAGACCAAUGACUGCCUGGAUCAUACUGCCCGUCAGCCUGGCUGCCUUCUCUAUCACUGGGAUAUGGAUAGUAUAUGCCAUGGCUGUAAUGAACCACCAUGUCUGUCCUGUCGAAAACUGGUCGUACAAUGUGACAUGCACAGCGGAAACUGCUAAGCCAGGCUUCCCAAAAACAUGUUGUACUAUUCAAGACAUCCCCCUCAUCAGCAAAUGUGGAUCUUACCCUCCGGAGAGCUGUCUGUUUAGUCUUAUCGGCAAUGUGGGAGCUUUCAUGGUGAUUAUGGUGUGUCUGCUUCGGUACGCUCAGAUCAUCGAGCACAGGAACCACUGCUGGCUCAACACAAGUGGAUUGGUGUCUGGAUGCACCAAUGCUGUGGGGCUGGUCAUAGUGGGCAACUUUCAGGUGGACCAUGCUAAAACACUGCACUACGUAGGUGCGGGUGCUGCCUUCCCAGCAGGCAUUCUGUUCAUAUGUUUGCAGUGUGUGUUGACCUAUCGGGUGGCUGUCACCGCUCUGGACCACUGGAUGGCUCAUGUACGCGUGGCACUGGGCAUUGGUGCCCUCCUUGCUUUGGUUCUCAGUGGAGUAUUCUUCAUCCACGAGAGCUUCAUGCUACAGCACGCGGCAGCCAUCUGCGAGUGGGUCUUCACCGUAGUCGUCCUUGUAUUUUAUGGAACUUUCACCUAUGAAUUUGGCACCGUCACAACGGACACCAUGUUGGCCGGCCUCCAGCGCAGUUUCUCGCAUGGGUCUAGUGUCAUUAUUGGAGACGACGUCCAAGUAGGGUCCCUGGGAGGUAGUGCAACAAAGGGGUUGAAAUCCCCAGGAAGCAGUACCUCCACCCAUCUGAACUGCACUCCUGAGAACACGGCAAUGCUUUAACCCUUUUACUAUCACACACAUCAGCGCACGCACACACACGGUCAUGUACUGCCGGGUGGGAGGCCUUACACUUGUGAUCGGAUCAGAGGCAAAGAUAAAACAAUACAAGUGUCGAGAAACCGUCCUGUUAACGUCAAUAAAGAUUAAAAUUCAAUUGGGUUUACAGGUGUUACCGUUCAUACUGACAUACAAUUUGAGAUUUUGAUAAGAUUUGUCCACCUAAUUUGUCUUUAUUUCUUGCAAGAUUUUGUUGGACAGAUUGGAUAUAUUUUUAAAUAAUUGUGGCAGAAUAAGUAUUUUUAGCUCUAUUUUAAGGCUGUUGUUUUUGUAGUGUGGGUCACAUGGUUAGUGAGGUUAGUUUAUUUUGCUUAAACUGAUGCACUGCGCGAUUGAAAAUAUUUUAACAGUCACGUUUGCACAAAUGUUUCAGGGGUGUGUCUCAUUCAGCUUGCUAAUAGAUGAUUUGCACGUAACACAAUUAAAUAAAAUUCAUUUCACUUUAAUAGUUCAUAGAAUUACAGACUAUCAGAAUUCAAGUAUUAUAUUUUCAAAUAGUGAAUGUUUAAAAUGUGGAUGGGGCCGUACCCUUUGUGCACCAUCAUUUUGGAAUUCGAAAAAAAAAACGAUUUUAGUUCAAAUCUAAUUUAAACUCUUAUAUUAAAUUGUAAUAUAAUACAAAAUAAUUUAUUGUAAAUUGUAUUGGUGGCCUUUUUGUUAAUUUAGUUGGCUUGUUUCGAUCCUGUUUUAUUUUUGUAUCCUGAUGAUGAUGUGGAUCUUGUUUUUCCACUUGGGGGGAAGUGAUGUAAUGUUACACCAGCUGUAAUUCCGCUCUUCUUGUCGUUUAAUACAUUUUAGAGUUAGUCAAAUUUUUCUGUACCUUUACGGCAGGUACAGGUGAAAGUUUUUUUUUUAUAUAUUUCUUCUUUCAAAUUAGUUUUUUAUAUUGCCUCUGUCUUACGGGUCAUGAUAACCAUUCACAAAAUGUCACAUCUGGUCACACAGUGACUGCAUGCAUAUCUUUAUACAUUGUUAACAGUCGUUUUGUGCAGUUUCGUGCAUAACUACUCUUUAACCGGUGUUGAGUGAGUUAUAUUUUACUUAACCACAAAGGUUUUUUAUUUUGUUGUUGCCAAAGGAUGCAUUUCACUGUAUGCCUUUUGAUUUGAUAACUUUCAUGGAUGCCAUUGUUUGUUUAGUUGCAGGACACAGCCAGUGAUAAAGCUGCGUCAUUUACAAAAUUAUGCCAGUGCAGUACAGCAAUAUUAUUACAUUUAAGAAUGAUUAAUGAAUGACAAUUAAUCGGUCUCCAGGCUGGAACCUAGGAAACCAUAUUUGUACUUUCUGAGGGUUAAGUGGUUAUGGUGGCCUUAAUGUUAUUGUAGUAUCUGUGUGAUGAUUUCAAACUGUCGAUCAAAGGGUCCUGAUCGCAGAUUCAUUAUGCUUCGAUGUUUAAGCUUCACACAGUAAUUUUACUCUCUGUAUGCGUUUUUCAGUGGGACAAAUACGUUUUAUGCCUAUGAUACCAUUGUAAAUUUAGAUGUGGUCUCUCUAGGCACCAUAGCAUUAUGUGUUUAUCUUUGUUGUCACUAUUAUUGGAAUAGAAAGCUGCUCUCACGCAUUUAUUUCAUUGCUACCUCUACAAUUAUUAGUUGAUCAUUACAUCAUACCCAAGUCAACUCAAGCCAAACUGCAAACGUUAUAGAGGAACAGUGAAAAUAAAUAGUAAAAAGUUUUUUUUUAUUGUUUGAACCUAAAGAUGUUGUCAUUUCUCAUUUAAUGCCUGUUUUGUCGCAUCAGUGUGUAACCGAUGUGAUGGACUACAACAGUUAUUAUAAACUACAUGCAAACUUUACAUUUUAUUUAGUGCACAUAUUAGCAAUCAUGUAUAGGUCACUUUAGGGCAAGAAAUUUUGUUGGGAUUUCAGACUUUUCUUUUUGUUCAGUUUGGUAAAUUGACUGAUAUUUUGAUUACUUAUUUUACCAACACUUGCAUUAUAUGUACUUGCCAGCCUACACACAUUAUUUGCAUUCAGAUAUAUUAGGUUAAGUAUCACUGCAUAAAGAACGGCCAGGCACUAGUAAGUAAGUAUUUUUAGUCAGAUAAGUAAAAUUGCUGGCUUUGGUUUAUGAUGUUUCUUUUUUCUGACUUUCAUUUGUUCAAUAGAAGUUAUUUUUCCGAUGCCUUUCAAUGAUGUAGUUGACGUAUUUUUUAAUCAACACAAUGUCUGUUGGGAAUGGAACAAUGAUGUAAGAUUCACACUCCAAAAACGAAACAAUGCAAAGAAUAUUUUUAUUUUAUAAAUAUACUUAUGUACUCAGAUUUAUGCAUCAUUUCAAUGAUUUCUUUUGACAAAAGAUUUAUAUUGAAUAGCUACCAAAACAUCCAACGAGAAUAAACAAGUGUAUAUGUA
Paramisgurnus dabryanus is the source of this 3600-nucleotide messenger RNA. RefSeq names its product transmembrane protein 150Aa (gene tmem150aa). Lineage: Eukaryota; Metazoa; Chordata; Actinopteri; Cypriniformes; Cobitidae. Gene Ontology annotation, cellular component: plasma membrane. Gene Ontology annotation, biological process: protein localization to plasma membrane. The record is from RefSeq and is a predicted model, not a curated record.